Molecule: messenger RNA, 2756 nt
Organism: Larimichthys crocea (large yellow croaker)
Lineage: Eukaryota; Metazoa; Chordata; Actinopteri; Sciaenidae
Gene: bmal2
Product: basic helix-loop-helix ARNT like 2
Exons: 17
Coding region: 382-2292 (636 amino acids)
Biological process (GO): regulation of DNA-templated transcription
Cellular component (GO): transcription regulator complex; cytoplasm; nucleus
Molecular function (GO): protein dimerization activity; DNA-binding transcription factor activity
Source: RefSeq, a predicted model, not a curated record
UUAGGGAUACAAAGAACAUUUCUAUUACUGAUGCAGGACUUGGUCACAGUCUGUGCUUAUUUUGAGUCACAGGAGCGGUGAAGCUGCAGCGGUGACUCCGGUAUGCCGGUAGGAGGAGACUGUGUCCGGUCUUCCGCGUUUCCCUCCAGCGAGCGCUGUACUCUUUGCACCGCACACAGCCACUUCGGUGCAUGUUACUGCGCCCUCUCCCCUCUUUUCCCCCUACAUACAGGAAAAAAUAAGACAACUGUAUAACAUUCUGCCGUCGUCUCGGCUCCCCCACCGUACUGCCCUAUUAAUAUAGCCACAUCCCGGAGUAGACGACCGCCUCAUCCAUGAAUUGGAGUCCCGGGCCCCAGCGCACCGGCUCCGGCUCCAGCCAUGUCGGCCAGGAAUGCAGCGUCUGGCGGCGGUGACAGAGCGGGAGGCGAACCGGCAGAUGUGCUGGUUGAGGAAAACCAAUGCAGUUCUAUGUCUUUGCCCGGCCUGAUGACCCCAUCCUCAGCUGCUGGCAUGUCGUUGAGCAUGGAGAUGCCCAGGAAACGCAAGGGCAGCAUGGACAACCAGGAUAGAAAAACUGCUUCCACCUCUGACGCCGAUAUGGAAGACGACCAGAGAGGGUCAGAUGGGGAGGACCAACAUGUCAAAAUUAAAUGCUUCAGAGAACCGCACAGCCAAAUUGAGAAGAGGAGACGAGACAAAAUGAACAAUCUCAUCGACAAACUGUCAGCCAUGAUCCCUACUUGUAACCCCAUGUCCCGAAAGCUGGACAAACUCACUGUUCUCAGAAUGGCUGUGCAGCACCUCAAAUCUCUCAAAGGUUCAGGAAGUUCUUUUUCUGAAGCCAGCUACAAACCAUCAUUCCUUCCUGAUGAGGAGCUCAAACACCUUGUCCUCAAGGCUGCAGAUGGUUUCCUGUUUGUAGUGGGCUGUGAUCGUGGGAAAAUAGUUUUUGUCUCAGAGUCCGUCACGAAGAUAUUAAAUUAUAGUCGGGCGGAGCUGAUUGGACAGAGCCUGUUUGAUUACAUACACCCAAAGGACAUGGGAAAAGUCAAGGAGCAGCUGUCAGCUUCUGAAUUAUACCCUCGUGAACGGCUAAUAGAUGCUAAAACCGGUCUACAGGUCCAGGCUGACCUCCCAGUCGGUGCUUCGCGGCUGUGUUCAGGCGCACGGCGUUCGUUUUUCUGCCGCAUGAAGUACAAUAAGAUUUCUGUGAAAGUGGAGGAGAAGGAAUUCCAAGCCAGCACCUCCAAAAAGAAAGAGUCACAGAAGUACUGCACGGUCCACUGCACAGGCUACAUGCGCAGCUGGCCUACGAGUCAGCUGGGAGCAGAGGGGGAGGGCGAGGCCGACAAGCAGGACAGCUCCCACUUCAGCUGCCUGGUGGCAGUGGGACGCAUCCACUCCCACUCAUCUCCCCAGGUUAAUGGAGAAGUCCGAGUUAAACCUACAGAGUUCAUCACACGCUAUGCCAUGGAUGGCAAAUUCACCUUUGUCGAUCAAAGAGCUACGACCAUUCUUGGUUAUCUUCCCCAAGAAUUGCUUGGGACAUCGUGCUAUGAGUACUUCCAUCAAGACGACUUACCGCACUUAGCUGACAGACAUCGAAAAGUGCUGCGGACUAAAGAGAAAAUAGAGACAAACUGCUAUAAGUUCAAAACAAAACACGGCUCCUUUGUCACUCUACAAAGUCAGUGGUUUAGUUUUGUAAAUCCCUGGACCAAAGAAGUAGAAUACAUAGUGUCAACUAAUACGGUUAUAUCGUACGACCACAGUCGAACCAGUCUGGGAAACAAGUCUGAGCAGUCGAGCAAUUCCAAGACUUCUGAAGAAGAUGGCAAGAAGUCCCUUCCAAUUAUACCAGGCAUUUCCACCACACCUGGAGCUAUGAUAUAUGCUGGAAGCAUAGGGACCCAGAUUGCCAAUGAGCUGCUGGAUUUCAACAGGAUGAACUCAUCACCUUCCAGUGGUAGCGUCAGCCCGUUCAGCCUACCACAGGAUAAGUGUCAACAAACACAUCAGUUCACCAACAACGUGCCAAAUGGAGAGGCAACAGACAUGGAGGUGCCAGGAAAGUCCAGCUCAGAGGAUGAGCCACAGGGAGCUGCAUUUUCAGGAGGAGAAGCACUCAUGGGGGAGAAUUCCCAGCUGGAUUUGGAGAGCGUGGUUGGACCAGGCCUUACUAGUUUUAGCAAUGAUGAAGCAGCCAUGGCAGUGAUCAUGAGCCUUCUGGAGACGGACACAAACUUGGGCGAGGCUGUGGACUUUGAAGAGAUGCACUGGUCUUUAUAGAAACUGCUCUUACAGUGUGAAGCUGUAGCACAUUGAAAAAAUACUCUGACCAUCUUUUUUUUUUUUUUUUUUUGAUAACAAGAACUGCUUGAAUGCUUAUUCUAAAACAUAGCAUUCCUCUUUUUGUUUUUAAAAGACUUUUUUUUAUUUAUUAGUAACUUUUUUUCCACAUAAGCUGUGUAUCUUUCGUGUGGCUCUUCUCACAGGGAGCAGGAUCGACAACUAUAAGGGACACCUGCUUCCCCUUUUUCAGAAAGAGGAUGUGCCUCUAAAGCCUUACAGCAGUCUGCGUGCCCUGAAACGCUGUUCCUCACUGCUUUCCUAGCACCAUCCUCCGUUUAACUAAAAAGGCCCCACAAGGUGGAAGAACCCAGGAACAAAAAUGACAUCAUGUACAAUGGCUCUGGAUUCCUGCUUAGAUUUCUGUCCUAAACCUACAUUUGAACAAAAGUUGGGAGUGACGA